Caenorhabditis bovis is the source of this 1173-nucleotide messenger RNA. NCBI's taxonomy places the organism in Eukaryota, Metazoa, Nematoda, Chromadorea, Rhabditida, Rhabditidae. The record is from the annotation of a GenBank genome assembly.
AUGCGGUCGCUCGACUUCCUACUGAUCUACGGCGUCGUCGUCGGCGUCGUCGGCGCCGUCGUUCUCCGACACGAAUUGCAAUGGCGCGAAGCGCCGAUCGUGCAGAUGCUCAAACGCGGACAACUCGUCGACUAUCUCGCCUAUCGCGAUCAGAUGUCGUCGGAGUUGGGCGUCGUCGAGCAGGGCGUCGGCGACUACGUCUACUAUGAGUACAUGGGCAACAUCACCGUCGGCACGCCCGAUCAGAAUUUCGUUGUGAUCAUGGACACGGGAAGCGCGAAUCUGUUGAUUCCGGGCACGAAUUGCACGGCGCAUUGCGAGAAGAAGCGGCUGUUCGACGAGAAGAAAUCGUCGACGUACGUCUCGUCGAAUCGACCAUGGUCGAUCAAGUACGCCAGCGGCGAGGCCUACGGAACCCUCGGAAUGGACACGGUGAAGAUUGGCGGCACCGGCGAGCCGCAACUCGCCAUCCCGAAAUCGUUUCUCGGCGUCGCCGACACCGUCGGAAGCGAUUUCGAUUGGAGUCCGAAGGAGGGCGUGUUCGGAAUGGCGUUCACGAAGCUGGCCGUCGAUGGCAUCACGCCACCGCUGAUCAACGCCGUCCAACAGAAUCUUCUCGAUCGUCCGAUCUUCACCACAUGGUUCGAUAAGCGCGCGCCGCCGGGUCAGGCGUCGGGCGGCGCCAUCACCUACGGCGCGUUGGACCCCGAGCAUUGUGGUCCCGUCAUCGGCUACGUGCCGCUAACGAAUCGCCGCCAUUUUCAAUUCAUGGCGAGCGGUCCCUCGUUGGGCGCCUACACCAACGCGGGCACCUACGAGAUGAUCACCGACACCGCCACAUCGUUCCUGUGCGGACCACAAGCGCAAGUCGACGCUCUCGCGCAGGCGGCUGGAGCGACGUGGAGCGCCGACAAUCAAAUCUUCUACAUUCCGUGCGGCACCGACGCGGGACCCAUCAAACUCAAAAUCGGCGACUACAAAUAUGUGAUUCGCGCCAAUAACUAUGUGAUGGACAUUGGCAACAAUCAAUGCCUGUUCGCCGUCAUUCCGCAAUCCUAUUCCGGCUUCGGACCAUCGUGGAUCCUCGGCGUCCCUUUUAUGCGCCAAUACUGCAAUGUGCACGAUUUGGGCGAAGCUCGCGUCGGCUUCGCGCUCUCAUUGAACGAUUUCUGA